AUGGCUGACUCCUCGGGCGCUCAGAUACUCCAGAAACUGCUCCAGCCGUCACCUGCCGCGGUGGCCUCUCAUGUGGCAAGACAGGCUGCGAAGGCCGAGGUCCAGAGAGAACAGAGAGCACCCAACACAGACACGGAUCUAUAUGGUUGGGGAUUGACCCAGGAGAGUGCACAAGAGCUAAUGCACGAUCUCUUCGAUGUGGUCGAGGAAUUCCCAGAUAUGGUGGCCCAGCUCUGUCAUGACUUAAAGAAGCUGGGCUACUUCUCAGGGUUCCCUCUGCCCCCAGAGCGAAAGGAUAAGUUCUCCGGCAUGGAAGUCAUCAGCGAACGGGAGAUCAAUCAAACGGCCAUGGCUUUCUUAAGGCGUGGGACUGCAACAGACAGCACCGAUGCAUCUUCGCACGAAAUUAGGCAGGUGGUACAGGAUGCAUCCAGCUCCUCGGGUAAGAGGAGGUCAUCAAGCAAGCAGCGAGGUACAGCUGCCCAAAGCAAUGGCGGCCGCAAUACGGACACCACAAUCGUGAUGAUGAAUCUGCCGGUUGACUACAGUCAUGAGAAGUCCCGAGGACUAGUGGAUACCCUGGGCUUCCGUGACAAGUAUGAUGUCGUAAUCUGGUUUCCAAGAAAGCAGAUAGGCCAACAGAAUCUUUCGCAUGCCGUGGUGAACUUCAAGGCCCCAGAAGGCUGCGUGGCAUUCCGAAGACGCAUGAGAAAGGGUGGCAUCAACCCCUCGGGAGAGAAGGAAGUUGCGCUGGCCGAGAGUAUACUACAAGGCUUCCGCGACCUCUUCCGCAAGUACGGGUACAUGAACCUUGCCUCGAGUUAG
Symbiodinium necroappetens is the source of this 825-nucleotide messenger RNA. The record is from the annotation of a GenBank genome assembly. Lineage: Eukaryota; Dinophyceae; Suessiales; Symbiodiniaceae.